AUGGAAGAAGAUUCUGAAGAAAUAACUUUGAAAGGAAAUUAUUUAAGUGCUGAAGAACUUGUUGAACAUACUAAGAAAGUUAAAGAAUUUGUUUUAUUACCUCGAGGAACGAAAUUAACAGAUCCAAGUGAAGAUCCGGAUUCUCAAAGGACAAAGGCAUAUCUUGAAAAUUUACAUGAAUUUCUUAGUCUUGAGAGAGUUUUGUUAUCAAAUAAGACUGCUAAAGGAGUUUAUGAGUUUGAAAAUAGACGAGUGAAAGUAGUGAAGCCAGCAGGAAGAGGAUGCUUUGGAUACAUAGAAAACAAGGAACAGUAUUUGAAGCCACAUGAAGCUCUUUUUUUAAUGGAAUCGGGUAAAAUCUCAAUUUUAUUUGACACAGUUAUGAUGUCUGUUGAACAAGCAUAUGCAAUUUUCCUCGAUGAAGCUAACGAAGUUUGUCUCGAAGAGUAUUUAGUUUAUUCUUAUCUUCUUCGUUGUGGUUUUAUUGUCACACUUCAUGAUCCUGACAGCGAUCGAUUGAAAAUAGAAAAAUCUCAAGCUAUAUCAAAUAUCAACAAAGAAGAUGAAAUGAUUUGGCAUGUGUUGAGAGAAAAUCUUAAUCAACCCGUAUCGUCAAAGUUCGUUACAGAAAAUUAUGAACUUUAUUGUAAAACAAAGAAAAAAAUGACAGACAUUUGUGAGAAAAUCAGUGGGGAAUAUGAGGAACAGGAAGAAGAAUGUUCAACAUCAGAUAAUAGUAACAAAGACGCGGGUUCAAGCAAUAAACGACCACUGUCAUCAUGUGAAGACGAUCCAUUAGAAAAUCCUUGUAAAGAGCAAAAAACUUCUAAAGAGAAAAGCUCCGAUUCAAAUUUCCUCGACAUCCUUAAAAGGGAACCAGAAUACAAAAAGUAUGAAGAGAUUUUCCUCAAAUUUAGUUUCAUUAAACGAGCUGAAGAUUUAAAAUCUUCUGAAAAGAAACUCAAGUUCAAAUUUGAUGUUUUUAUUCCAAGAGCGGACUUUAAAAAAACUGUAGAUUUGCCAAACUAUCGGAUUUUAAUUAUUAAAUCAACUGAUGAGUUCCCAACGCAUGCUGAACUUGAAGUACUUAAAAAGCAACAAUUUUAUGUUCUUCCAAUAUUCAUAGCAAUUGUUUCUGAAUCAAUGUCAAUUCACUUUUGUUCUUUCGAAUUCUAAAUUCUUUAAAAGAUCCAAAUAAAGUUGGCAUUUUGAUGACUAUCUAGCUUAUUGAAACCGACAAGCAAUUUAAAUAAAUCCAUGAAAUUAUAAUUAUUCUAAAUUUUUCUUCCAUUAAUGAUUUAGAUGAUUUUUGAAUUCUAAGCUACCGAUUUAAGCGUCUUAGAAUGCUAAUGAAAAAAUAUAAAUAUUUAUCAGAACGAUUUAUCUAUUUAGAUUAAAUUUUUCAUGACCAUUAAAAUUCAUUAAAAAUUUGAUGAAAAUGUGAAAGAUAAAUACCUAUAAUGUGUAAAUAAAGCAAUG
Molecule: messenger RNA, 1479 nt
Organism: Clunio marinus
Lineage: Eukaryota; Metazoa; Arthropoda; Insecta; Diptera; Chironomidae
Source: the annotation of a GenBank genome assembly